Molecule: messenger RNA, 9282 nt
Organism: Artibeus jamaicensis (Jamaican fruit-eating bat)
Lineage: Eukaryota; Metazoa; Chordata; Mammalia; Chiroptera; Phyllostomidae
Gene: PHKA2
Product: phosphorylase kinase regulatory subunit alpha 2
Exons: 34
Coding region: 258-3971 (1237 amino acids)
Biological process (GO): glycogen metabolic process
Cellular component (GO): phosphorylase kinase complex
Molecular function (GO): calmodulin binding
Source: RefSeq, a predicted model, not a curated record
GUCCACGGGCGGGGCCGGGGGCGUAGAAGUGGCUGUGGAGGAAAGGUCUGGUUCUGCAGCCUGCCCUGGAGUCGGCAGCCAGUGGGGAGUUUGAUGCUAUCGUUUUUGGAAGCCCCUACCUACCACCGCCGGGCUCCAUCUGGAGAACUGACCGAGAUUGUGAGUGUUUGGGAACCAGGAACCUUUGGCAGCCGUAGCCCGCGCGUCCCGCCUCCACGCACCAAAUCGAGCACCGCGGCCUUGGAAGCACCGUGGAGAUGAGGAGCAGAAGCAAUUCCGGAGUCCGCUUGGACGGUUACGCGCGGCUGGUUCAGCAAACCAUUUUGUGUUACCAGAAUCCUGUCACAGGGCUGCUGUCUGCCAGUCAUGAGCAGAAGGAUGCCUGGGUGCGGGAUAACAUCUACAGCAUCCUGGCCGUGUGGGGCCUGGGCAUGGCCUACCGCAAGAAUGCUGACCGUGAUGAGGACAAGGCCAAGGCCUACGAGUUGGAGCAGAACGUGGUGAAGCUCAUGCGGGGCCUUCUCCAGUGCAUGAUGAGACAGGUGGAUAAAGUGGAGAAGUUCAAGCACACUCAGAGUACCAAGGACAGCCUGCAUGCCAAGUACAACUCUGCCACCUGCAGCACUGUGGUGGGCGAUGACCAGUGGGGCCACCUCCAGGUGGAUGCCACCUCCCUCUACCUCCUGUUCCUGGCCCAGAUGACUGCCUCGGGCUUACGUAUUAUUUUCACCCUCGAUGAGGUGGCUUUCAUUCAGAAUCUUGUUUUUUACAUAGAAGCUGCAUAUAAAGUCGCUGAUUACGGCAUGUGGGAACGUGGUGAUAAGACCAAUCAGGGCAUUCCAGAAUUGAAUGCAAGCUCUGUAGGAAUGGCCAAGGCAGCACUUGAGGCGAUUGAUGAACUGGAUCUUUUUGGAGCCCACGGAGGACGCAAGUCAGUGAUCCAUGUCCUGCCCGAUGAGGUUGAACACUGCCAGUCUAUUCUGUUCUCCAUGCUGCCAAGAGCAUCGACAUCUAAAGAGAUUGACGCUGGACUUCUUUCUAUUAUUUCUUUCCCGGCCUUUGCAGUGGAAGAUAUGAAUCUUGUGAAUGUGACCAAAAAUGAAAUUAUUUCCAAGCUCCAGGGGCGUUAUGGAUGCUGUCGCUUCCUUCGAGAUGGCUAUAAAACCCCAAGAGAGGACCCAAAUCGAUUGCAUUAUGACCCUGCUGAACUCAAGCUCUUUGAAAACAUUGAAUGUGAAUGGCCCGUGUUCUGGACAUAUUUUAUAAUAGACGGGGUCUUCAGUGGUGAUGCCGUUCAGGUCCAAGAAUACCGAGAGGCCCUGGAGGGAAUAUUAAUCAGGGGCAAGAAUGGGAUCCACCUGGUGCCAGAACUCUACGCCAUCCCACCUAACAAGGUAGACGAAGAAUAUAAGAACCCUCACACGGUAGACAGAGUUCCUCUGGGGAAGCUGCCCCAUCUGUGGGGUCAGUCCUUGUACAUUCUCAGCUCGCUGUUGGCAGAGGGAUUCCUUGCUGCUGGUGAAAUUGACCCCUUAAAUAGAAGAUUUUCCACUUCUGUCAAACCUGAUGUUGUAGUACAAGUUACUGUUCUGGCAGAAAAUGACCACAUUAAGGACUUGCUGAGGAAGCAUGGGAUAGAUGUCCAGAGUAUUGCUGACAUUCACCCCAUCCGAGUCCAACCAGGCCGGAUCCUCAGUCACAUAUAUGCCAAGCUUGGACGAAAUAAAAAUAUGAAAUUGAGUGGGCGACCGUAUCGGCCCAUUGGUGUCCUUGGAACAUCUAAACUAUAUGUGAUUAGGGACCAGAUAUUUACUUUUACGCCUCAGUUCACUGACCAGCAUCACUUCUACCUGGCCCUGGACAACGAGAUGAUCGUGGAGAUGCUGAAGAUUGAGCUGGCCUACCUGUGCACCUGCUGGCGGAUGACAGGCAGACCCACGCUCACCUUCCCCAUCACCCACACCAUGCUCACCAAUGAUGGCUCAGACAUUCAUCCUGCAAUUCUUUCUACAAUUAGAAAACUAGAGGAUGGAUAUUUUGGAGGAGCUAGAGUAAAAUUCGGGAGCCUUGCGGAAUUUCUCACCACGUCUUUCUACACGUAUCUCACCUUCCUGGAUCCAGACUAUGAUGAGAAAUUAUUUGAUGAUGAUGCCAGCGAAGGGAGGUUCAGUCCUAAUAGCGAUUCAGAUUUGGGAGGCUAUUUGGAAGACACCUACAAUGAAGAAAAUCAGGAUGAACUUGACCAGUAUAUCAACCACCUCCUACAAAGCACAUCCUUGAAGUCCUAUCUGCCCCCUCUUCGUAAGAAGACUUCAGAAGACAGCCAUGUCUUCAGUGCCAUCCACUCCACUCGGGAUAUACUUUCUGUGAUGGCAAAAGCAAAGGGUUUGGAAAGUCCAUUUGUUCCAAUGACUUUGCCAACUAAAGUUCUAAGUGCCCACCGUAAAUCACUGAAUCUUGUUGAUUCUCCUCAGCCACUCCUAAAACAGGUCCCUGAAGGUGACUUCCAGUGGCCCAGAGACGAUCGUGGAGAUGUGGACUGUGAGAAGCUGGUGGAGCAGCUGAAUGACUGUUUGAACCUGCAGGACCAAGCAGACAUUCUGUACAUUCUGUAUGUAAUAAAGGGGCCCAGCUGGGACACAAAUCUCUCCGGACAGCAUGGGGUCACAGUUCAAAACCUCCUCAGCGAGCUGUAUGGGAAAGCAGGCCUGAACCAGGAGUGGGGUUUGAUUCGCUACAUCUCUGGCCUGCUCAGGAAGAAAGUGGAGGUCCUGGCUGAGGCCUGCACAGACCUGCUGUCACACCAAACACAGUUGACAGUGGGCCUGCCACCGGAGCCUCGGGAGAAGAUCAUCUCUGCGCCCCUUCCCCCAAAGGAGCUCACAAAACUCAUCUACGAAGCCAGUGGGCAGGACAUCAGUAUCGCCGUCCUCACACAGGAGAUUGUGGUCUACUUGGCCAUGUACGUCAGGGCGCAGCCUAGCCUCUUCGCAGAGAUGCUCAGGCUCCGGAUCGGACUCAUCAUUCAGGUGAUGGCCACGGAGCUGGCGCGGAGCCUGAACUGUUCAGGAGAAGAAGCUUCUGAAAGUUUGAUGAACCUCAGCCCUUUCGAUAUGAAAAAUCUCCUGCACCAUAUUCUAAGUGGAAAGGAGUUUGGCGUUGAAAGGAGCAUGCGGCCUAUCCAUUCGUCUACAUCCAGCCCUGCCAUCUCCAUCCACGAGGUGGGACAUACUGGAGUCACCAAAACCGAGAGGAGUGGCAUCAACAGGCUGAGAAGUGAGAUGAAACAGAUGACUAGGCGAUUUAGUGCCGAUGCACAGCUCUUUUCUGUGAGCCAGGCCGUGUCCAGCAGUUCAUAUUCCUCCAAGUCUAUGAAGUCCAGCACCCCGUCCUCGCCCACUGGCACAUCAUCGUCAGACUCCGGCGGGCAUCAUAUUGCCUGGGGGGAGCAGCAGGGCCAGUGGCUGCGCAGGAGAAGGCUGGAUGGGGCCAUCAACAGGGUUCCUGUGGGAUUCUACCAGAAGGUGUGGAAGAUCCUUCAGAAGUGCCAUGGUCUGUCCAUCGAUGGUUAUGUGCUCCCGUCCUCAACAACACGAGAGAUGACCCCGCAGGAGAUCAAGUUUGCUGUCCAUGUUGAGACGGUGCUGAACCGUGUGCCCCAGCCUGAGUACCGGCAGCUUCUGGUAGAAGCCAUCAUGGUCCUGACGCUGCUCUCAGACACGGAGAUGAACAGCAUUGGGGGCAUCAUCCAUGUGGACCAGAUUGUACAGGUGGCCAACCAGCUCUUCCUGCAGGACCAGAUGUCAAUUGGUGCCAUGGACACCCUGGAGAAAGACCCAGCCACAGGCAUUUGCCACUUCUUUUACGACAGUGCUCCAAGUGGGGCUUAUGGGACAAUGACCUACCUAACAAAGGCAGUGGCUUCUCAUUUGCAGGAAUUGCUGCCCAAUUCAGGCUGCCAGAUGCAGUAGGGCCUCGGCACUCUGAGUCCGUCACUUGCCCCCUAGCCUCACUGGGAACUUUCUUCUGUUGCCCAAGAUCCCCUGUGCUGUCGCAAAAGCAUGUCUCAUCAGAAACACUGGCAGGGCAGAGAUGGCAGUGACUGAAACCAGUGUAUGACCACGCCACAGAGAAAGCCAAGGAAUCCUGUGCCUCCCCAAGGAGCAGCAUAGGAUCAUUGUCUAGGUCCAUUUUCUUGGCACAUUCGUCACAGCAUCUGGUCUCCUGGAGUCUCAAGAGGAAUUGGAAACUGGUCUCUUUUCAGAACAGAGUGAACUGAGAAGCCAGCUUAAAUUGGCUUUCACGGAGAGUUACCAAAAUAGGUUUGGUGAGCUACUGCACAUAUUAAAGAUACUUCCAGUAGCAGUAGCUAGACAAGCCAACCUGGACAAGUGGAACAUCUUAACAGGAUGUAUUCCGUUUGUGGACCAAACAGUUUACCAAAUAGAACAACCCUAGCUUUCUGAGGAAGCUUGGUUUUCUUGUAGUUUGCUUGCUUUCUUGAUAUCUUAUCUCAUUGCCAUGGCUACCUUCAUUACCUUCGAUUCAUGGUCUUCAAGGAUUUUAUCCUGACUGCCUGCAAAUUAGGAGUUUCUCCUGCUUUCUGAAAUAUCCCACAUCUCCUGGAAUCCAGCAAACAAAAGCCAAUGUCAGGGAAGGAGCAAACUGUUCUGCUAGCUGGGUCAGCUGUUGUGGGGCUGCAGCGGGCAGGGAGUCCCUCUGGAAGGCCUAUCACCCUCUGCCCCUCCCUCUGGGGGAGCCAGGUGAUGAGUAUGUGGCACCAGAGGGCAUGGAAAUUUGUAGUAGUGUGCUGCCGUAAAAACAAUGCUUCUCUCUUACGAUAAAGCCAGGCUGGGGGCUGGAGACUGGGGACUCAAGCCCUUCUCCUGCAAGUGCUUCCAUUUUAACACUCGUGUACGUGUGGUUGGAGGCCUUGAGUGUAGAGGAUCCAGAACAAAUCGCGACCAGGCAGGGCCUUGCCAAUCUUUUGCCAGGGGGAUAGAGUUUCUCUCCAGCUGUCCCAGGGGUGGGGCAGUAGGCAAACAGUGUAUAUGAAUAAUGGAGCUGAAAGGACAGUCAACUGGUGGCCACAUGGUGAACUCUGGCUGGUUGAGAGUGAUGGGUUGGAUUUGUGACAACUCUGCCUCUGAAAUGGGAACAUGGUCAUCGGAUAUUUACUGGGAAGUUUAAGUGACAGUGGAGAAACAUGAUGGUCUGGCUGCUUUGAGUGGACAUUGCAGUGCCUGAUGCAUCCUCAGAGUCAAGAUAUAGUAAGGACAGUUAUUCCAGAAGCCAAAGGAAGUUCCUGGUAGUUCCUGCUGAAGAGCCUCUCCUCGGUCCCAGCCAAAUACUUGGCAGCUGCCCCUGGAAGAAGCAGCCCAGAUCACAAGUCUCGGCGCACCUACCUGGACUCGGUGGUGUCUAGGCACCGUUCACAGGGAACAUCAAUGCCUCUGUUUUCCAUGUCUUGAAAACACAGUACUUUUCUUUAUGAAGUACAGAGUAGUUACUGAGGGGAGAGGCUCUGGAAUCUCUCAGCUUCUACUCCCAUGCAUACAUGCUUUCUCUCCCCCUUUCCUUGCCCUUCUCCCCACCCACCCUGCCAUUAAUAUCAGUAUGUAAAACCAUUCUCCUCAGAUUACUAGAUCCUUACUUCAUUCGUCAGCAUGUGUUGAGAAAGUGUUUUCUGUGCCUGUGUGAGAAUACAAAGUGAAAUGAGAUGCAACUCAGGGAAGGCUGAUGUGAAAAGAUGGCCACCGUGCUCUAUGGUGGCGGAGGAGAGCCAGUGUCAAAGAGCCAGAGAAGGUGCAGGAUCCCCUCACAACACUGGCACUGGUGGGGCAGAUCCCAGUGACAGCGUGGGCACCAUGCUGCCCACCCCCACCCUGAGCUCCUGCCAUGCCCCGGAGCCUUCCUGUUCAUGCCCUGUCUUCCCUGGGAAACCCGUUUACUCCUAUUUGCCUCUGAGGGUCCAGGGCAGGUCACAGCCACCCAGGUUUCAUAGUAGCAUUUCAUAGCCUUUAUUUUUUGCCGUUCUUAGGACACAGUUGCCAUAAACAGGGCUCAUGUAAAAUUUACCUAGUAGACUCCCUGGUGGAUCUUUUCAGACACAGAUAAUGUAGGAAAGGUACGAGCUGUGAAAGUUCCACUUGCUUCUUGGGAGAAGGCUCGGGAAUGAGUUACAGCCCUCCAAAAUGAGCCAGGUGCUAAUUUAGAAUAAUCACCUGCCCGUGGAUGACGUGCAAAAGCCACGGAUGCUGUGUUUGGGCUCACCAACUGAGAUGCAGGCUAGGAGAAGAGCCAUAAUAAGCAAUUCAGCCAAGCCUUCAAUUCACUCUUUAGAAACCUCAAAUGAAAUCCUGAAAUAGUACUGCAUUUCCACAAGCAUCAAGCUGUCAGCUUCAAAGGAGAACAGGCUUCUGAGGCUUGAUCCCUUUCACAAGCAGCUGAGGCCCACGCAACAAAGAGGAACAGAUGUUGCAGGGGCCUGUCCUGACCAUCCUGGUCUCAUGGUUUUGCGGGGUGGGGGGGGGUGUGCUUUCCUAUCUCCAUCCUCAGAGCAAAGAGGCCAGUUUUGACUUUUGCUGAGCUGGGGGUAACAUGUUCUGUUUCAGAGCCAGAUCAAAUACGUCUUUGAACAUCCUCAGCUGAAAAGCAGCCAGUGGCUUCACCUGCUGCUCACCCUGGCUUUGACCCAGGUGAAUUCAGCAGCAAGGAGGAAGGUUCAGUCUCUGAGUCUACCUAGCCUUACAUUUCAGGUCUGACCUGGGCCAGUUAUUUGCCCUUUGUGUUCCUCAGUUUACCCAUCUGGAAAAUAUGCAGGAAGCCUGCAGACUGGUACAGGAGUUAGCCCAGGGCAACUGUAGGAAUCCCCCAACACCCCCCAUCUCUGGCAGUCAGGGCCCACAGCCUUCCCAUUCACAGGAAGCCAGCUGUGCCUGAUGGUGACCUGGGCUGAGCUCUAUUGGUCAUGCCCCUGUCUCCCAGGGUGGCUGUCUGUCAAGGGGUCAGUUAGACCUUCUGCAGCUCUAUGGAAGGGUGAUGAAUGGAAGGAGAGACUGUUACCCAUUAGCUGCCUAGACAGAGUGCAUGUAAAUGCUCCCUGUGUAAAGAAAGAAAAAGAAAAAAGACCAAAGAUUAGCAGGGAAGAGAAACAGUUUGUCAGCUGAUUGAUGCCAUUUAUUUCUGGACAAGAAGACAGGAGGCACAGCCUCCCUUGCUGUAAAUUACACAGAACCAUCUCUCAGUUCUAUUGACUCGUGUACAAGUCUGGCAAAUAGCUUUUGUCUUCACUGCUUCCUUUUUGUCAGAGGGCACAAAAGCCUCCCAACCCCCUCCUUUGGCACCAUUGUCCUUCAAGGUGACUUAUGCUUUCGAAGUCCCUGCCAUCUGUUCCGUGUGUCUCUGCACUUUGCCUGGUCCCAGAAUUCCUUCUGUUCUCCUGGACUUGGCCCCCAAUAGCUCUGCUGUGAGGAGAAAGUAAAGCUGCUGUCACCCUCUUAGAGCCCCCUCGCCCGCCACAGGAAGCCAUUUAAGAAAAUCCAUGUCCUCGAGUCACCAAAAAGAGUUCUCUGAGGAAUAUGAAGACCAAAACAGCAGGAGAAACUGCUCUCAAGUCUGUAGCAUGGAACAUUUGACUGAUGGUCUGAGAGAGGAAAAAAUUUCAUCAGAAAACAGUUGUGUGUGUGUGUUUAAGGAACAUAUGUGCAAUUUUGGCAAAAAUGCCUUCUUAGAAGGACUGGAAUAAUUGGAACCAAUGAACUCUGAAGUCAUGUGAUGAUUCAUCCCUCUGCCUUAUUGCAAUAUGUCAACUAUUCUGAAAAAUGAAUUUCUCGGAAAGCAUUUAUUGUGCAUUGCUCAGCAUGCAGAUACGUGGGGUAGGGGAGUGGGAGAUGAACACAAUGACUCCUGGGUUUGUGAAGACAGCUACGGAAGGAUACUUCGCAGCCUCCCAUGAAAGCAUCCUAGCACUUGGUGUACCAGGACCUCCAUGUCUCAAACCUAAAUCCUGAGCAGCUUCAGCCUGUCUCUCAGCGGGUGGCUGCCAGAUGCUUCCACCUCCAGCUGGUAUAACGGGAGCGCCAGGCUUUGCAAAGGGCAUGGGUUUGGGCUGUCCAACAUGGGACCAAGCUGUAUCUGAAUUGGGCAUAGGGCCAUGGUUGUGCCUCCCGUGUCCCCUGUUUUGAAAGAGCUUUCCAGCCACAAACCCAGGAUAGGCACACCCAGGAGGAGCCCCAGUCACUAGCUCUAAUUUCUCAUGGCCUCAGUGUCACCCUUUGCCACUGUGUCACAGUUUUUACUUGCAAAUAACAGCACCUCUGGCUGGGUAGGAAAUAUAUUUCUUAAGGGAUAUUGGAUAAGUCGCAUGGUCACUAGGCUUGGCACUUCCUCAGACAGGAACAAGGCCCCAUUUCGCCUCCAGGUGCCCCUAGGCUCACAGCCUGGGGCUUGCACCACAGAUGUCCCUCCAUGCUGGCUAUCAUCACUAGGGUCAUGGCCUCUGCUCUUUUGGAAACUGAACAUGAGGCUUUCACCUGUCACCAGAGUGGAUUUCACACAGCUGCUAGCUGUCAAUUCAGUCUUGGGCAGGUGUGUUGCAUCAGCUUGGGGGUGGAGGGGCAAGUUGUUAUCUGAGAGGGAGAUUGGAAAAGCCAGUAUUUUCAAGUUCCUCCUGAAGUGGAGGCGCAGUUGGCAUCAUAACGUGGCAGAUCCCACAGACCUAAGAAGGGGAUUUGAUGCCAAGCAUCCAAAACUUAGUGUCUACUACAGCCAGGACUCUUGUCUUUUACUGAUUUGUCCAGAAAAGGACCUAUCUCUCCCCUCCAUCCCCAGUCUGCCCUGAGAACUGACCUAAGAGGCAUCUGUGCCCUUUGAGGAAGAGUGUGAAGCAGGAGUGAAGAGGGGCAUGCAGGGGACCACCAGGCUUGUGUGGGUCAUUCCAGUACCCCCUCUGGGCUCAGCUAGGACAAUUGCAGUUUCUCCCUUUGGGUAAUGUUACUGAGUUGUCAUGACUGGAUCGCCACUGCUACCCAGACAGUCGAGCAGGGCACCUCCCAGCUUGCAGCUUCCAAGGAGCUAUCACAACCCUUCCACUGGGGCCCUGGAGGAGUUACUGGGCCUCACAGGUUUUUUUGUGACCACCAGCCCAGCUCCGUUAGCCUCUUUCUGGACCCUGAGUGACAGCCCAUCUGGGACAAGACACAAAUGAUUGUUGCAUCUUUUCCUGCUAAGUCUUCAGCCAGCUGGGGGAUUUAAAAAUAAAGAAUUGGAAUUGCUUCCAGA